AUGAACCUUUUAAUAGAUCAAUAUUUGGCUUCAGUUAUCUUGAUUAUAUUUAUAGUUUAUUCAUACAUUUAUCCCACAUCAUAUUCUUAUGAUGCAAUCAUAACUAGCAAGCAAGUUGAAAAGUUUGAGAGAUCAUCCCCUUUGGUAAACGAAUGGUUAGUCAAAUCAUAUUUUCCCAAUACCAUUUUGCAAUCCAUUUAUCCCAAUUCAACUAUUCCAAACUCUGAUCAUGAUAUAUCAAAUCGCAUAUAUUGGGAUCUACAACAAGAGUACGAUCCACGUUUAUUACCAUCACUUUGGAUUAAUUCUAUUCUAAAUAACUUAAAGAAUGACCAUGAUCAUUUAUUCAAUCCUGAGAUUUCUUUACCUUUCAGUUGGAACAGUCUAUUAGGUAUAGAUAGAAGAUUAAAACUGAUUGAAGUUGGAAUGGAUUUACAUGUUUUGAAUUGUGAGAAAUUCGCUGAAGUGUUCGGAUUAGAUUAUUCCGAAUUUUCAAAAAGUUGUAUAAGUUUAAAAGGUAGUCCAAGGAAUUAUCCCAAAUUAAAAAUAACUCGACCUGUUGAUGAUUUAACAUAUGAAGAGGGUCGUAAAAUAAUUGGACUUAGUCAUUUAUUACAUGAAGCUCCUAUUCCACAUAGAUUGGCACUUUUAGGAGUCGGUCCUGAACAAUCAAGUUUAAUCGUUCCAUUAAUGGGCCUUGGAAGGGUAAAUGCAUAUAGUAAAGGUGAUUUAAAUUACUUGAUUUCAAAUUAUUUGGAUAAUAUAUCUCAAACUAAAGAAUCUCCAUCUAAUAUUACAAAUAGUAUUGAGCUAGGAAUUGAAUUACAUAAUCUUAAAUCAUGGUGGGAAAGCAUAGAUCAACCAAUAUCAUAUAAACCAUCACAAGAAUUAAAGUAUGAUUUGUUCAGAGCUAUGGAUUGUCAUAAUGCAAUGUCAAUGGAUUUAAAGAAAGAAGAAUUUGAUAUAGAUAUUGAACAAUACAUAAAUACACUACAAGAUAAAGUUUCACAUUCAUAUAGUAUGGAGAUAAUUAAUGAUUUUGAUAAAGAAUUGUUAACAGUUAUGACUAAUAAUAUUGGACUUCAGCCUAAUUUCACUAAAUAUUUUAAUGAAGCAAAUUGCAUUGGAUCACAUAAAGGUAGUCAUUAUGAUUGGCGGUUUUUUAAACAACUUCGUUACUCGGAAUAUGAAAGAAAAGCUAUUUUACAUAGAUUAACAAGAUCAUGGCUAAGGUUCGCUAAUUCUGUUGGUCUUUCAACUUGGUUAGGUCAUGGUUCAUUACUUGGAUGGUAUUGGAAUGGAAUGAGUUUACCUUGGGAUGAAGAUUUAGAUGUUCAAAUGACUUUAGAAUCGUUAUAUGUAUUAGCACGAAAUUUCAAUCAAACUUUAGUGGUAGAUCUAACUGACGAUCCUGAUAAUUUAAAUAAUGCAAUGGGUUCAUAUUUAGUUGAUGUCAGUUCUAAUUUCUUUAGUAGAGAUAAUGGCAAUGGUUUAAAUACUAUAGAUGCCAGAUUUAUUGAUACCAAUACUGGUUUUUAUGUUGAUAUAACAGCACUUGGUUUGACAAAUGCUUCACAAUGUCUUUCAUCCAAGGAUAAAAGAAUGAAAGAGCUAAAUCAAGUCUUAGAUCCUGAAUUUAUUGAGAAAGAUGAAUCAAAGACAAUUGAGUCUGAAGAUCUUAAGCAAAGUUUACAUGUUAAGAGAGAUCAGCUUGUAAAUGAUCGAAAUAUUUUCAAUUGUCGUAAUUAUCAUUUUUAUACAUUGGAAGAUCUAUCACCAUUAAGGAAGACCUUGUUUGAAGGAGUUCAAGCUUAUGUACCAAAUGGAUAUAAAGCGAUAUUGGAAAGAGAAUAUACUCGAUCAUCUCUCUAUUCAAGACAACAUGAGGGUCAUACGUUUAGACCUACUUUGGAUUUGUGGAUUCCUAGUGGAGUAUGUAAGAGAGAUGUUAUGGGAAAUCAAUGUUUUGAUUCUGAAGUAUUAUUAGAAAGGAAGCAUACUAUGCCAGUUACUUUAAGGCAUAGAGAAGAAUUAAAUAGGAAAAGAGAUUUGACUCUUGAUGUUGUAAAUAUUAAAGAUACAGAAGUUUUACCAUUCCGGGUUGAUCCUUGGAUUAUUGGAAGAUGUCUUCGAUUACAAAAAUUGCUAGAACGAUUUUAG
Molecule: messenger RNA, 2160 nt
Organism: Scheffersomyces coipomensis
Lineage: Eukaryota; Fungi; Ascomycota; Pichiomycetes; Serinales; Debaryomycetaceae
Product: regulator of cell wall mannosyl phosphorylation
Exons: 1
Coding region: 1-2160 (719 amino acids)
Source: RefSeq, a predicted model, not a curated record